UUGAGUACACUAUGUAGGUCCUGCGAUACCUCAACUCCAGUAGUGAUCGUGGCAAACCGUGACGGAGAUGUCGGGAAGUCGACUUCUGAGGAGGGCGCAGGUGUACACUGCACCGUGGCUAGGAGGCGUCACAGGGAUGCGAGGUGCCUGGGGGGGACUGAGCACGACGCUGGCGAGAGAGCUCAACAUAGUAGCGGUCGAGGGCGGCGGUGUAAGGGCACCACGAGGAGGUAUGACCUUCCUGGUGGCAGCGCAAACACCCACGCCGGCCCAAAAUGGACGCAUGCUCCUCAGCGGAAAGGACACCGCGAGGAGGGACGAAGCCCUGAGGGAGGUCCUCCUUAGGGACCUCAAGGGGCGAUGCGCCAAUGUGACCAGAGCGGCUGCGUGCCCGAGAGAGGGUGGAAAGGGCGAGCUGGAGGCGCUCGGCUAUAGGGAGGGUAAAGUCCUCAAGGUGAUAGUGGAUAGCCUCGCAGAGGUCGAGGUCAUCGCUAUGGUCAUCCUCAGGCGACAACGGGGCAACAACGUCCUUCUCACCACACUCGAGCGUGCUGAAGCAGCGCGAGAAGUGGCGGCCCUACUGCGUGGAACGGCAGGGGCGACCGUGGAAAAAAGAACAGCGCUGAGGAGUGUCAUGAGAGAAGGAGGGAGCGUAACGAGUACGCUGGGGCUGGGAGGAGGAAGUGGGGUGACGACAGGCCCGAAUCCGCCCAUUAACCUUGGAAGCCUCGUCCACUCCGACCCGCUUGCGAUCUUGGCUCCCACUUCCGGCCUUCGAAGGGGUAAACAGGCGGGUGAUGUGGACCGAGAUCUGAUAAGGAGGUGCGCGCAAGAGGGGAUUAGGGGCGUCUCGGACCUUGAGAUCGUGAAUCUUGCGUUGGCCGCCAACGAGGAGAGGAAACGAAGGGAUUCCUGGUGGACGGUGACCAGCCAGGAGUCGGAAGGGGAAGGUACUGACGAGGAUUCUAGUGAGGAGAAGGGGGGAUCGAAGGAGGAGAAGAACUCGGAAGAUAACGGGGACAAUAGUGAGAAGGAUGAGCCGGGAAGGCUGGUUCAAAUGAUGGUAGUACCGAUGGGUUGGACGAAUGGGGUAGCAAUGUUCCAAAGGGCCAUGAUCGCGGUCCUCAAGGAGUUCAUACCGGAGAAGGUGGAGGUCUUCCUGGAUGACUUCCCGAUAAAAGGGCCGGUCGAGCGAGAUGAGACCGAGGUUUUCCCGGGGGUUAAAAGGUUUGUGGCCAACCACAUGAGAGAUGUCAGGAACAUCCUCGAGAAACUAGAUGAUGCCAACCUCAUGGUCCGACAGUUUCUAGGGGUUGUGGGCUACUGGAGGAUCUUCAUAAAAGCCUAUGGAGAGAAAGCAGAACCCCUAAGAAGACUCCUCAGGAAAUCAGAAGGAUGGGUUUGGGGAGAAGAACAAGUCGCGGCCAUGGAAGCUUUGAAGGAGGAGUUCCGCGAAGGUGGAGAGGUCCUAGGAGUUCCGUUCUUCGAAGACGAGGAGAGUCGCCCGUUCAUAGUGUCCACGGACGCUGGACCUCAUUCAGUAGGAGGCAUCCUGUCACAAAAGGACGGAGAAGGGAAAGAGAAACCGUUGCGAUUCGAGAGCCGGACAUUGAACCCCGCCGAGAGAAAUUACAGCCAAUUCAAAAAGGAGGUGUUAGGGGUCCUGCAUUGCCUAAAGGCCUUCCGUCAUUACCUAUACGGGCGACGAUUUCUCCUGAGAGUAGAUCCAACUGCAGUAGCGCCAUUCCUUCAAAAGGAUUUAUCACUGACCGAUCCGACCAUUGCCCGAUGGAUGAUACACAUUAGGCUUUACGACUAUAGCUCCGACCAUUCGUGAGGAGGACUUACCUAGGCUUAAGGAGGAAGCAGUGACAAUGGUCGAGGGGGGGAUAAUGAAAGUCACCGCUAAUA
Molecule: messenger RNA, 1911 nt
Organism: Chara braunii
Lineage: Eukaryota; Viridiplantae; Streptophyta; Charophyceae; Charales; Characeae
Source: the annotation of a GenBank genome assembly